UAAAAGCUGGCUAGAUCGACUAGACGAGGUGAAGAAAGUAGCUGUAGCAUGCACAACAUGUCAGUUCUCACUAUGUCGAAUAUUUACAUUUUGCUUUUGGUUAGUUUAGUUGUUAGUGCAUCGAGGUUUGUUCCACUACAUGGCGACCGAGACAAACCAUGUAAGUCUUGUUCGUUACCAUGGCAACUGGCCUAUUCGCAUGAUAUUAACGGAAACGCAAUAGAAGGCUGGAAAUACUCCCUUGUAUCUGCUGUGUUGUCAGGUGCACGUGUGCGCGUUGUCAUUGGAACAAGUUACAGCACCGAACCCGACAAUGUGCACGUGGAUGGCGACCAUGUGUUUGCUCAGCUUCUACAACACGUAAGCAAGGGCUCAUGGGAAUGGUUUCAAACUGAUGCUUACUGGUGGUGGGUAAUGGUGUCAACCGAUGGUAUCAUGGAGAUGACCAGGUACAACGUGGGCUCGCAUAGGCAUCGUGGAACCAACAGAGUAAAAAGAAGCAUCAAAUGGUUUGUACAGUUGGCAGGUCUUCUUCCAAAGCCAUUAUAUUCUCACCAGGCUAAUGGCAAUGGAGUCCAAGGUAGCUUACACGAACUUGUAAGUAGCGUUAAAAAGGGUCAGGAUGUUCGUUGUGUCAGCGACAAACGGUAUUCAUUCCCACUCCAGAAUGUGGCUACUACCUCUCAAGGCGUUUCUGGGCAAAGCUUAGACAGCAUAAGCAGUAGCAUUCACGGCAAUUCCAUCAGGUUUCAAAGCAAUGCCUAUUGGUGGUUUUCAAUGGUGACCACUCGUGGAUCGCGUGACAUGUCACGCUGGACUGUUGGAAUCCACCAAGACCGAGGCCACACCAAUGAUACCGUGGCGAUAGAGUGGUUUGCUGAUGGCUGCUGGAAGGAAAUCUUUGAACACGAUGCCAAUGGGAAGCCUCUUUCUGGAUCACGCCAAACACUGACAACAGCUAUAUUGUCCGGCCAUCGUGUCCGCUUUCAGCUUCCUCAUUGGAAUUAUUACACAGCUGAAGCUGACAACCUUUCUGUGCGAAAUGGUCAUGUGACAGCACAGGCUUUGAAACAUGUGAGUAAGGCAUCGCCGGCUAGAUUCCAAGAUGAUGUCUACUGGUACUGGCUGAUGGUCUCUACCACGGGAACCGUACGAUCCACGAAGUAUAAUGUAGGAGAACACAGGCAUCGUGGCGAUUCCACUGAUAAGCUUAAAGUGAAGUGGUUCAUCGACACCAGAUCAUGGAGGCAGGUGUUGUCGAAUGAUCCAUCUGGUAAUGUCGUAAGCGGAGGUCGUACUCAUCUGGUCCAGGCUGUCAGGACUGGAACAGAUGUUCGCUGUGUACAGGGAGACAGAAAGCAAGGCUAUUCAUUCAAGGCUCAGAACCUGGCCGUGUCACCAGAUGGAAACCAUGUGGCUGCUCAAACUCUUAACCACGUGAGCAUGCAGUCGGCGCCCAAUCCGAAUGAAAUGAUGAUCCAGCCAAGGGCGUAUUGGUGGUUCACGAUCGUUUCCACCAAAGGCCGUAGAGAGAUGUCCCGUUGGACCGUUGGUAAGCACGAGAAUCGUGGUAAAUCGUCAGAUAAAGUUGGAACAAAGUGGUUUGUCAAUUACUGAUGCUGAAUAAUUCUGACUUUCAUAUGGUCGCAGAUUGCGUUUUAUAAUCGACACUUAUUCACUACUUGAGUGUUGCAUUUUCGAAUAUCACAUCAGGAAGAAUAGCGCUCAGGAACUGGAUUGCAUUUACUUACAGUCAAAUAGAUUCGAUGUUUCCCUUAAAGUCUUGUAAACAAUGCCAAGGGGCCUAUUUUUUUCAAGUAAGAUCAGCAGGUUUUUGCAUUGAUUUAUUCUAAUCUAUUAAAAAAUGUAAAAAAAUUCAAUUCGAUUUCCACUCUCUUAAAUCAUGCUCGGAAUAAAAAAGUUAAUGGAUUGUUA
Molecule: messenger RNA, 1935 nt
Organism: Stylophora pistillata
Lineage: Eukaryota; Metazoa; Cnidaria; Anthozoa; Scleractinia; Pocilloporidae
Source: RefSeq, a predicted model, not a curated record